CCGUAGGGAGAUAAAUUUCGACAAAGUCAUGUUGUCUUCAUCAAUUCCAAGACUUUCACUGUCCAUUCAAAAUGGAUGCCAUCAAGCUGGAAAAUGUUUUUCAGCAUUCAUGUCAAGAAAAUAUUCUUCAGAAGCUGAUAAUGAUUUAGUUGUAAUUGGGUCAGGACCAGGAGGCUAUGUAGCUGCUAUAAAGGCUGCUCAGUUGGGCAUGAAGACUGUCUGUGUGGAGAAAAAUGAAACACUUGGUGGUACAUGUUUAAAUGUUGGCUGUAUACCAUCAAAAGCCAUGUUAAACAAUUCACAUCUUUACCAUAUGGCCAAAUCGCAGGAUCUUCAAAAAAGGGGAAUAGAAUUCAGUGAUUUAAAGUUAAAUUUAGAUGUAAUGAUGGACAUGAAGAAAAAUUCAGUGAAAGCUUUAACUGGUGGUAUAGCUCAUCUCUUUAAACAAAACAAGGUGACACAUUUACAAGGUUUUGGAAGUGUAACUGGUCCCAAUGAAGUAACAGUUACUAAAAAAGAUGGUUCAAAAGAAAAAGUUUCAACUAAAAACAUAUUGAUUGCUACAGGUUCAGAAGUCACUCCCUUUCCGGGUAUAGAGGUUGAUGAGAAGCAAAUAGUAUCAUCUACUGGGGCAUUAUCUUUAGCUCAAGUACCCAAAAAACUAAUAUUAAUAGGUGCUGGUGUUAUUGGAGUAGAAUUGGGAUCAGUUUGGCAAAGAUUAGGGGCUGAAGUGACCUGUGUAGAAUUUUUAGGUCAUGUUGGAGGUAUGGGAAUAGAUAUGGAGGUUUCUAAAAACUUUCAACGUAUAUUAGCUAAACAAGGAAUCAAAUUUAAAGUAAAUACUAAAGUACUUGGAGCUACUAAACAAGGUGAUCAAAUUAAAGUAAAAGUUGAAGGUGUCAAGGACCAGAAGACUGAAGAGUUGGAAUGUGACACACUGUUGGUAUGUGUAGGACGUAGACCAUAUACUGAAAAACUAGGUUUAGAAAAUAUCUCCUUAAAAGUAGAUAACAAAGGGAGAAUACCAGUUAAUAACAGGUUUCAAACUUCUGUGCCAAGUGUAUAUGCUAUAGGUGAUUGUAUCGCUGGACCAAUGUUAGCUCAUAAAGCAGAAGAUGAAGGUAUAAUAUGUGUUGAAGGUAUGUGUGGUGGAGCAGUACAUAUAGAUUAUAAUUGUGUACCUUCAGUAAUUUACACCCAUCCUGAAGUAGCUUGGGUUGGUAAAACAGAAGAAAUGUUAAAAGAAGAGGGUAUAGAUUAUAAAAUUGGUAAAUUUCCACUAGUAGCCAAUAGUAGAGCUAAAUGCAAUAAUGAUACAGAUGGUUUUGUAAAAGUUUUAGGUGAUAAAAAAACAGAUAGAUUACUAGGCGCACAUAUAAUUGGUUCAGUGGCUGGUGAAUUAAUCAAUGAAGCAGCUCUAGCCAUGGAAUAUUCUGCAUCUUGUGAAGAUAUCGCACGUGUAUGUCAUGCUCAUCCAACUGUAGCUGAAGCUUUCAGGGAAGCUAAUCUUCAAGCCUAUUGUGGAAAAACCAUAAAUUUCGGUUAACUAGAAACCUUUUGUUUGUGUGCUUGUUAUAUUGAGUGUUUGAAGUAGAUGCUACAUCAUAAUUGUUGAAACAUAAAUUACGAUUGACCUGUGAUUUGGAUUUGGUGAUUUGGUUGUAACAUUGCAUUGAAAACAAUGUUACAAAAGCACAGACACAGGAGGUAGUGUGAUAGUUGUGUUUUGAAUAAUGAUGCAGACAUUUAUCUCAACACUCUAUUGUGUUUGUUCAUGAAAACAUGAUAAAUUUUGAGACAAUUUAGAGAAUUUUUAAAUUUGUAAUACUGAAAUCUGAAUCUCUUUAAGUUGAUUUUGGUCCCUUGAGUUAAAACUUUGAAUUGAAUUUGGGUAGAAUGUUUUGAUUAAGAUUUGGGUUGCAUGCAAAUGGAAUUGAAAUAUAAUUCCUAUCACAUUCUGGACAUAUUUCUGUGGACAUUAUUAUGCUGGUCAUUUUCAAGCCUGAAAAGCCUUCAGUUUUACACCGUGUAUGAAUGUUUUUCCUUGGCCACACUGUCAAUAAUGGUACACUUCAAUUACUGAGUAACCUUUGCACAUCUUCAUAAAUCGAUAUUGAAUUGGAGAGAUUAAUCUUUCUAUUAGAAUUUAUUUAAGAAUAUUAGGAUUGACCAACCAGACAUUUGUUAUAUUUUGUGUUGUUGAAAUAGAAUUGUAAGAAAUAUUUAAUUUGUACAAUAUGUAUUAUACAAAAAAAAUGAUUCAAUUUUAAUGCAUCUUCUUUCUUUCCUUUGGAAUUGAUUCAUACCAAGAUGAAGAAAGUUUUGCUCAACUGCAAAGACAUUAGUCUGAUUUGUGCUCCUAAGCCAAGGUAUCCACAGGUUUAAAAAAAAUAGACAGUAAAUUUGAAUCCACACAAAUCCAAGAUCACAGAAAUGUUGUUCUGAAAUUCUAGAUGAAGAUGAAUUUAUUUAUGUUACACAAGCAAUAUCUUGAGUAACAUCACUGUCUUUUGUGCAUCUCUAUUUUGGCAAUACUAUAGCCAAUGAAGGUUUGAUACAUGAUGAAAAAAAAAACCAAUUGGCUACUGGGAGACAGGACUCACAAUUCUGUUUUUAUGAUGAUUUUUAUGCACAAACUCCCAAUUAAAAGCAGGCAUUUCCUGCAAUAUGUAGUCCUAGCUAUCAGUAUUAGUUCUAAGAUUUGUUUCUGAUUUACAAGACUUAUGUUAACAUUAAAAUAAAGUUAUAGGAAACAUCUGUACUGAUUUAAGAAAGAUUCAUUUGAAUUAAAUGACUAAAAAAUAACUUUCAAUGUAUUAAUAAAAAAAUAUUUAAUAUUAAAUAUCACAUUUUUAUAAUUAUUUACAAAUAAAUAUUUCGUUUUCAAUUGU
Lottia gigantea (owl limpet) is the source of this 2891-nucleotide messenger RNA. RefSeq lists its product as hypothetical. Gene Ontology annotation, molecular function: dihydrolipoyl dehydrogenase (NADH) activity; flavin adenine dinucleotide binding. NCBI's taxonomy places the organism in Eukaryota, Metazoa, Mollusca, Gastropoda, Lottiidae. Bases 29 to 1546 code for a protein of 505 amino acids. The transcript is spliced from 14 exons. The record is from RefSeq and is a predicted model, not a curated record. Gene Ontology annotation, cellular component: mitochondrion; oxoglutarate dehydrogenase complex.